This is a messenger RNA of Ostrinia furnacalis (Asian corn borer), 3427 nucleotides long. It is a transcript of the gene ClC-b, whose product is annotated as chloride channel protein 7. The coding region runs from base 191 to 2578 and encodes 795 amino acids. NCBI's taxonomy places the organism in Eukaryota, Metazoa, Arthropoda, Insecta, Lepidoptera, Crambidae. Gene Ontology annotation, molecular function: chloride transmembrane transporter activity. The record is from RefSeq and is a predicted model, not a curated record. Gene Ontology annotation, cellular component: lysosomal membrane; intracellular membrane-bounded organelle. The transcript has 15 exons. Gene Ontology annotation, biological process: chloride transport; transmembrane transport.
AUUCCACAUAAUUUAGCGAGAGUAAUGGUUAUUUUUCAUAUCAAUAAACAUGUUUGACUUUUAUAACAAUUAGUUAACCUAUUUAUUUAUGAUGAGGUUCUCUAAAAGUCGAUUGUUGGCCCAUACUUUUGUUUAUAUUAAUUUUAAUGUGCAGUGAAUUUAAGUUAUCAUUUCGUGAAAAACCAAGACAAUGAAUUCUAAUUCUAAUUCCUCGUUAACUGUUGAGGCUAGUGAAACUACAUCUGAUACCGCGCAAUUAGUCAACAGUAUAGAAGCUACCACUUCAAAUUAUGGACAACUAAAUAAUCAUGCAGACUCCCAGGAGUCAAUGGAAGACGAUUCGCAUGGUAGUCAUGGUGUACGAAGAAGGAAUCCAGUCCAAAAAAUUGAACCUGGAUCUAUGAACAUUCUGUCAGCAAAAUAUGAAAGUUUGGAUUAUGACACAUGUGAAAAUCACUUAUUACUUGACGAAGAGCGCAAAAGAGGCUACCCAUUUGUAGUAUGGAAGGACAUGGCAAGAUGGUUUAUUAUAUUACUCAUUGGAAUAAUCACUGCUUUGAUAGCAUUUAUCAUAGAUAUUUGUAUAGAAGAAUUUUCAGACAUCAAAUACAAAGAACUCAAGAAAUCUGUUGACAAGUAUGCUAUGAUGGACCGAUUGUACAUUCCGUACCUACUAUGGGUGUUAUCUAAUAUUUGUAUUGUAUUCAUUGGAUCCAUAUUGGUCGCAUAUGUGGAGCCGGUCGCUGCAGGCAGUGGUAUCCCUCAAGUAAAAUGCUACUUGAACGGAGUCAAAGUACCGCGAGUGGUUCGCUUCAAAACCUUGGUGGUGAAAGCCAUUGGUGUCAUUACCGCCGUUGUCGGUGGAUUGGCUGGUGGAAAGGAAGGCCCAAUGAUCCACAGCGGGGCUGUGGUGGCGGCCGGGAUAUCUCAAGGCAAAAGUACCACCUUCAACAGGGACUUCAAAAUAUUCCAAUACUUCCGCGAGGACCACGAGAAAAGGGAUUUCGUAUCUGCCGGCGCCGCUGCGGGCGUUUCUGCUGCUUUCGGCGCUCCAAUAGGUGGAGUAUUAUUUUCACUGGAAGAAGGCACAAGUUUCUGGAACCAAGCGUUGACGUGGCGAACGUUCUUUGGGACUGUGGUUUCUACGUUCACUCUGAACUUCGCUCUUUCAGCAUACCACGGUCACCCUGGAGAGUUAAGUUACCCAGGUCUGCUAAACUUGGGGAAGAUGGACCCGUUUCCAUUCCAGUUCUAUGAGCUGCCGGUGUUCAUGUUUUUCGGGGCCGUUGGCGGAAUGCUGGGAGCGCUUUGGAACCACAUAAAUUAUAAGUUGGCUGUGUUUCGAAUUAGGCACAUCACUGCGCCGUGGCUGCGCGUGGUAGAGGCGUGUCUGGUUGCAGCGGCCAGUGCUACGUGUGGCUUCCUCAUGAUGUUCCUGCUCAACGACUGCCGGCCGCUCGGCGAGGACCCUACUAAGGUGCCCCUGCAGCUCUUCUGCGCGGACGGCGAAUACAACACACUAGCGGCCAUCUGGUUCCAAACGCCCGAAGCGUCAGUGCGCUCGUUCCUCCACGACCCCAUCGGCUCGUACCGGCCUCUGUCGCUAUUGGCGUUUGUGGCGUGCUACUUUUUGCUGUCGGCUUGGACGUUCGGGCUGGCAGUCUCCAGCGGGCUGUUCAUUCCCAAUCUACUCACUGGUGCAGCCUGGGGCCGAUUGCUGGCGAUCAUUAUUCAGCUAGUGGCACCCGCUAACGUGACGAUAAACCCCGCUAAAUACGCAUUAAUCGGUGCGGCGGCGCAGUUGGGCGGCGUGGUGCGCAUGACCAUAUCGCUCACCGUCAUCAUCAUCGAGACCACCGGCCAAAUCUCCAACGCGCUGCCGAUCAUCAUCACGCUUGUUGUAGCCAAGUGGAUCGGGGACUUCUUCAACGAGGGCAUAUACGACAUCCACAUCCAACUGGCAGCCGUGCCGCUGCUGCCGUGGGAGCCGCCGCCAUUGACGCACAACAUCUACGCGUCCGAGGUCAUGUCGCACCCGGUGUUCACUCUCCGAACGGUGGAGAACGUCGGCCAUAUUGUGGAACUGCUCAAAGUGGUCUCAUAUAAUGGCUUCCCGGUCGUCGACCCGCCGCUGGCUGACGAUCCUGAAAUCACAACAUACAAACGUCUCCGCGGCAUGAUCCUGCGGUCGCAACUGAUCGUGCUCCUUCAGAACAAGCUUUACAACGAAAACGCGAACACUGAAUGGUCGAACUUCAGCGUCGAUAUGAACGUCUUCAGGAAGGAGUACCCUCGCUAUCCAUCUAUUGAUAAGCUAGAGAUAGCCGAAUGGGAGAAGACGUGCACCAUCGACCUGCGCCCGUACAUGAACCCGUCUCCGUACACGCUGCCGCACCGCGCCUCGCUGCCGCGACUGUUUCGCCUGUUCCGCGCGCUCGGCUUACGACACCUGCCCAUCGUCAACGACGUCAAUGAGGUGGUGGGCAUGGUGACUCGAAAGGACAUAGCGCGGUACCGAGUGUGGCGACAUCGCGGCCAUAUGGGCAUGGAGGAGUUGCUGCUAUCUAGUGAAAUUUAACUUGUCAUUAUUUAUCUUUUAGACAUAAUUUUGACUACAACUAUUGACGGGCGGAUUUACUGCAUUACUCGAAUCUUAAGCGCAUUACAUACUUCACGCGGGUAGUGGGGAAUAUCUAAGAUCAGUAAACGUCAGAAUUGGCGGUCAUUAUGUAUUUUACAUCGAAAUCAUUCUAGAAAGUUGUCUUUAUAAUAACGCUCGACUUCGAACACCGCACGUCAAUAGUUAAAGGUAAAUGUUUUAUGUAUAACGACACUUAAUUGUAACUGAUUGAUGUUUUCAAUGUUUUUGCCAUGUAUUUAAACAAAAACGAGUAAAUAAGUGCAAACAUUUGAAAUGAUAUUGUGCACUUUGGUAGAUGAAAGCAUAACUUACAAUAUUAGCACAGUUAGAAUGCAGGAAUAUUUAUUAUAACUAGCAAAAUUUUAGUUUUUAAGACAUAUUAGUAAUUAUUAACUCUAUGAAAGGAAGUAGUCAUCUCUUUAGUAAAUAAGCAUCCAUGUAUGACUGUGUUGGGUUUAUUCUGUGUAUGUGUUCAUCUUAAUGUGUCAUAUAGAUCAUUUUGUUGAUUUUUGUACUUAUUUAUAUUAAGAUCAUGUGGUAAUUCUUAUUCACAUCAUGAUAUUAAAAUAUUAUUAUGAAUUAUGCUUAUUGUGAUAUAUUUGCACUCAGAAAUCUUGUGAAUAAAUAAUAUUAUUAUGUAGGUCCUGUACUUAUUUUGAAAUUAAAAUAAGCUCAGAUGAUGUACCUUUCCACUUUAAGACAAGUAAUCCAAAGUACAUAAAUUUAAUUUCUUAUUUAUGAGACAUGUAACUAUUAUAACUAUAAAUGUGAUAAUAAUUAAGAUUA